Molecule: messenger RNA, 7858 nt
Organism: Anopheles funestus (African malaria mosquito)
Lineage: Eukaryota; Metazoa; Arthropoda; Insecta; Diptera; Culicidae
Gene: nwk
Product: protein nervous wreck
Exons: 10
Coding region: 884-4006 (1040 amino acids)
Biological process (GO): neuromuscular synaptic transmission; regulation of actin filament polymerization
Cellular component (GO): neuromuscular junction; recycling endosome
Molecular function (GO): protein binding
Source: RefSeq, a predicted model, not a curated record
UUUUAAAAAAAGAAAACAAAUUUGACCACCUUUGAACCCUCGGAAGUGUCAGAUGUAUUUUGCAUGCGAUAAAAAAGUAGUAAACACGCACACUUGGUGCUCGUUGACAGUUGGUAGCUUUUAAACCCUUGGAUGUACUAGAAAGAGAAAAGGAAAGAGAGCGCGAAACUUCACAUUCCAUCAUUCGCUCUCUCACGAAGCACUCCCGGAGUGAGAAGCGGGAAAGCUUUCCCACUCAACCGUCAUGCGCACGCGGAAGAAAAGCGUCAAGGAAAACGGGCGAAUGAAAAAGCGAGAGCGCACGAACCGUUUGUGAGCGAGAGCGUUCGCUGUAGUAAAAAAGUAGCUAGAGAAUGUGCUUCAAAGGACGACACACAGUUGUCACAGUAUAGUGACGCAAUCGUUCCCUAUCCUGCACGAUGCAGUGUGGGUGGUCCAAGUGCGUGAGGGAAAGAGAGCGUGUGCAAAUGGAAAAUUAGGCUACCCCGCGUGAGUCUGAGUUUGGCUGUCAGACGUAGGAAAAUUUGCACCGUUCAUUCACAACGAGCAUUUUCGCGGUGUGUUAAGCAGUAGCCUAGGAGCGGUAGCUGGUGAGCCGGAAGCGGAGACCAUUCCAACUGUUCUAAACGCAACGGCGCCUCGGUUCUGGCGUACCACCGCGUACGCCUAUGUGUGUGAGCAGUGUGAAAACGCAGAGCUGGUGACCGUGUCCGCCCGGUGGAGCGGGAGCAAUUUUGUGUCGUGAAACAGUGUGAAUUGAAUAGCAAAAAAGAAAAAAAAGAAAAAGUACAAAAGCAGAAGAAACCGCCUGAAGAAAGUGAACGUUUUUUGGGGGAAAUCAUAGGAAUUUGUGGGCGAAUUCGAACGGCAAACCACCACCAAAAUGCAGCCCCCACCACGAAAAGGCAAUUACACAAAGUUUCUGAAGAAUCUCCACACGGAGCAGUUGGCAAAGCUAGCGCUCAAGAAUCAGAACGAGUGCGAGCUGCUCGAGGACAUCCGACAGUUUACGCUGAAGCGGUCCGCCAUCGAGAAAUCGUACAGUGAGGCACUGCUGAAGAUAUCGUCGGCAUACUUGAACAAGAAGCAAGCAUGCAUUCCCGAGAUCAAAAUGGAUGGUGCGGACGAGAAAUGGAAUAUGUGGAGCGUAUGGCAGACGGUAUUGGAGGAGAACGAAAAGUUGGCCCGAGCCCGUCUGGCUGCGGUGGAGGUGUUCCAGCAGCAGAUCGCUGACGAAGCCAAAGUCCUGCGCAGCACCAAGCUUAACAGUAGCAAACGCUGCAUCGAGAACCUGGGCGUUGUGCAGAAGGAGCUACAAAAUUCGGUCACCGACGUCGAUAAGACGAAGAAGAUAUACUUCGACGAGGAGCACAGCGCCCAUGAUGUGCGCGACAAGGCGCGAGACAUUGAGGAGAAGCUCAAGAAGAAGAAGGGCUCAUUCUUCCAGUCCAUCACAUCGCUGCAGAAGAACAGUGCCCGUGUGACGUCGCGCAAGGAACAGCUGGAGGAGAAAUCAACGGGAGCCCGGAACGAUUAUAUUCUAAGUCUGGCGGCAGCGAACGCACACCAGAACCGUUACUUCACCAUCGACCUGCAGACGACGAUGGCAACGAUGGAGAAUUAUGUGUAUGAGCGGGUAGCCGACUAUUUGGCACUGAUUGGCCGUACCGAACUGUUGACCUGUUCGGCCACGCAGAACUCAUUCGGUAAGAUACGCGACCAGGCGCAGCAGCUUACGCGUGAGUACAAUCUGCAGUGCUGCUAUCUGUACUAUCCGGUACUGAAGCAACACAUCCAGUACGAGUUCGAACCGUGCGAUCAGGAUCCGGUGCGUAAGAUUACGGCGGAUCAUGAAUCGGCCGCAGAUACGCUGAGUCGCGAAGGUAAACGAUGGGCGGGUCGGGUCGCUCGUGAGAGUAAUGUUAUUCGGGAGUGUGCCCGUAAGUUGGCGGUGUGUACAGCGCUACGGGAAGCUGGCCAUCGUACCGAUCCGAACGAUCAGAACGGACCGGAUCUGGAGACGAAGAUUGAGGAGUUCCGUGAAAACAUUCGCAAGUCGGAGAUUGCAAAGGCGAAGGCGGAAGCACGGUUGGAAUGCUUGCGUAUCGGAGGUAUUAAUGUGGACGAAUGGAUACAGGAGGCGGAAACGCUCAGUGUGCAGGAGAUGCCACGUUCAGCCAGUUCGCUAUCGAUGCGCACGGAUGCGUCUGGACAAGGGGAAAAUCCCAGCUCGGAUUCGUUCUACGACAGCGACAACGCCGAACAAGAUCAACCAGUGUCGGAGUCAUCGCCUGCACCGAAACAACCGGAGCCACCAUCGGACGAGUUUACGGCUGACAGUGAUGAGGAUGAGGAGUUCGGCGUGGAACAGGAAAGACAGAAAAUCGAGCAGAUUUCUCACGGUUGGGACGACCCUACACAGGUCGACUGGGGUGCAGAGGAGGCAGCUGCAGCAGCGGCCAGUAGCCAAGCAGCCGUUGAGACUGCUGCAGCCGCAGUGCAACCAAGGGAACCAGCGGGACAGACGUUUAAGUGUACCGCACUGUACUCGUACACCGCUCAGAAUCCGGACGAGUUGACCAUCGUGGAAAGCGAGCAGCUCGAGGUGGUAGGUGAAGGUGACGGUGAUGGAUGGCUGCGGGCACGUAACUAUCGCGGUGAGGAAGGCUUUGUGCCACACAACUAUCUCGAUGUGGAGCGAGACACACCGGUCGAUACGCACACGCCUGCACAGCUUUCGUCGCAGAUUUCCUUCUCGUCGGUUGACUACACCGUGGACAACGAGGAUCAAGAUCAGCUACAGGAUUCCGGUCAAUCGCCAGAUCAGAUUUCGGUCAUUUCAGCACCGCGCAAGGUCAACAAUCAGCUGUACUGUGUGGCGUUGUACGAUUACGACGCCACCGCCGAGGAUGAGCUGACAUUCGAGGAAGGACAAAUUAUCAAACUCAUCACUAAAAGCCCGCAUGGUGUGGACGAUGGAUGGUGGGAAGGCGAGUUGAUGGGAAAGAUCGGCAAUUUCCCUUCGCUGGUGGUGGAAGAAUGCGAUGAGAACGGUGAACCACUUACCGAUGCUGAGGAUGAAUCUCCUCCACCAUCGGCACCGCCUACGUUUGCUGCACCGGCUCCACCACCGCCGAUGAUUCUACAGGAAGCAACACCUCCUGAAGGUCAAAGUCCAAAUUUGUCCAAUGCUGGGCCUGCAAUCGACAAGUUUGAGUUUGAGUUAAACAACGACCAACAUGAACAGUAUGGAACUCAAUUUUCGGCACCGCCAUCACAACCACCGCCGGUUGUAAUCUGUGAGGAUCCUGAGGCCGAAGAGGCCGCUACUAUGGAAGAGGAAUCUCGACAAGGAGCAACCGCAGCAGCUACUGCUAGCAGUGAUGAUAGCAACCAACUCAACUUUGCACAGAUCAUUGUAACCUGCGCAACACCGAUGCACGAAGAGCCGGACAAAAAGUUCCCGCCGGCAGAGGAUGGCCCACCAGCCGGAGAUGACGAGCAGGCAGAGAUCGUGGAAAAGCAGGAGCAGGAAAAGCAGGAGAUCAGUAGCAAGCAGAAAUCUCAGGAUGCCGAGGUGCCAAAGCCACCCACGCCACCGUCACAGGAACCCACGACCAAACCGAAAACCGCUCCGCCAAAGCCGGCCAAACCACCGUCACCACCAAAGCCGGAAAAGCCGGCAACCGCCCCGAAACCCACCAAUGUGGCGGCAAAAAGUGCCACCGCCAAGAAGCCGGAACGGGCCCGACCGGGUACGGUGCCGGAACCCGAACCCGAGCCGGAACCGGAUGCGACCCCGAUAGAGGAUCCGGUUGCACCGUUCGAGGCGAACUUUGAAGCCAACUUUGAGGCCGGGUUUGCGGCCAACUUUGACGAUGCGUUCGGGCAGAGCAGUCAGCCGGAGGUGCCGAAGCAGGUGGUUGGAGGGCGGGCCAGCAUACCGGAAGAGCUGGAACCGCAUCAGCUGGCUCGGCUGCAGAAUCUGAAGGAAUCGAACGCAUAAUGCACCGGUUAGUUUGGGCACGUGACGGGUGAAUCGGCAUAGUAUUACGGGGACGGAGUGUUGCGAAAAUAUCGAUUAGGGGGAGCGUACAUAAAAGCAAACCGCGCAGUGUGUCGAACGUUACGUGGACGUCAGUAGAGGGCCGUCAUGCAAAUCAAAACAAUCUGCUGCAACAAUCAUAUAAGGUAGGGUAUUGCAAAAGGAACGGUUUAUAAUUGAGGUAAAACACAGCUUUUUCCGUUGCUUGUCGGUCAUGUUCCGACCUCCAAACUUCCUUCAAUUCAAGGUGUAUUAUUCGGUCAUCCAUUGUAUUUUUCGUUCUUGUCGUAAACCAUUAUCAUCAUCGUCGUCGUCGUCGUUGUUUAUCGUAUCAUGUAUACAAAUGUAAGCGGAAUGUCCACGGGAUGAAAGUGAGGAAUUAAGAAAGAUAACAUAAAACACUUAACGCAUUCAAGCUCCUGCGUUUGCGAAUAACGAACAAACUAGAAGCAUGUCCGGGAUACAACUCUGGCUUCCCUACGGCAAGCAGAUGGGUUUUGUGCAUUUGUGAUAAUAAUGCAUUUUAAUGUGUGUCCAUCGUGCCAUUUCCUUUCCAGCGGACCAAUGCGACCAAAUUUGACCAAUCUAGUUGAAAACAGAAGAAAAAAAACUUAGAAUUGUUUCUGCCCACCACUGUCUAUUUCCGGACACUGUGACUGUCCCAGUUGGACCCGGUAAAGCUCAAUGCCAAUUGCUCAUGAAGUUUUGGUAAUAGCUGCUCUGAAGCUUUUAGUUACAAGAAAACCAAAAAAGGACAUUUCUUUCCGAACUGUUUAACUCAAGUAGUGGGUUCAGUUUUUGAACAUAUCACAGUGGAGGCCGUUUUGUUUUGUUUUUAACUUGAUUUAAACCAUCUACCUAUAUCAUGAUUCCCCCCUUAUCACUGCUCUCUACUGCACUGUACCAACCAAGAUACUAGGUCGUGAAGAGCGAUUUCUUUCGACCCUGGUUCGAUCUUUCUGCCGUGUCCCGUACACCUCCAUCUACCAGCAUCGGUCUAUAAUCUUCAGGAAAAUAAAAAAAGAAAAGAUUUCCUUACGCUGUUCCACGACGAAAGCAACAAAAAGAAGAAAAAACUCAAGCCUAUUGCCUAGUAUAUCGCGUUACCUUUACCUAUUAUUGAGUAGGAGUUUUGUUGAACUAAACACUAAUAGGGGAUUGCCUGGUUGACUUAUGUUUUCAGUUCGCUCUGCAGCGUGGUUGUAAAGGAAGGAAAAGUAGCAAUAAGUGAAAGGAAACUGAGCAAACGAUACGGAAGUUAAAUACCAGUAAAAGAAAGAUCCAAAUCAAACCCCAAGAGCGGUUGCAGCUGAGAACAAAAAAAAAGGAAAAAAACGAUGUAAGAUUUUAGCAUCUAGAUUCCCCCCCCCAACUCGGUUCUGACACUACGAGCAGACUAUACUCAUUAGUAAAUUUUCGAUGGUAACCUUAAGGGUGCCAACGUUGCCAUUAUUACAUAUAACUAAACGCGAUCGUAACGCGUGCAAAAACGAUCCGCUAAGCACUAUAUUUGCCGAACGUACAAUAAUUACUCAAUCUACAACAUCUACAACACGGGUAGAUAAAUACUACAUUACACCAUACAUGCGAUGGUUUCGUUUCGCUUAGAUAAUCCGAAUGUUGUUCUGCUUCGAUCGAUUAGUUUUUUGUGUUCCGUUUCGAAUACUACUUAAGCCCUCCGUUCGAUACGCGCGUUAUGCAAAUCAAAGUGAAAUAAUCUAGCCAAGCACGGAUGAGUUAAAUGCAAACGGAUCUACAAAGAUAGAUGCACUUGGGGCAUAGGGUGGGAACGAUAUGGGUAGGAUAGCUUGUACGAGUGCUAUUUACGAGACACAUUCUAUUCGCUAAAACCAAAAAAAAAACCUUCGCAUACAAUGUUCUAGUGCACACUGUAUAACACAAUAAUUAUCAAACUGGUAGGAUUCGUUGCGGAGAGAAGAAAAACCCCAACAAACUCACACACAAUCACGUAACCUAAUGUAACUGCGUUGAAAUGUUUAGAAGGAUCGAUUACACUUAGCACUAGGUGGAAAGCAUAAAACAACGCAGCGCCGUAGAAGGGGGAAAAACACACACAUCCUGUGCAGGGAUGGAAAAGGCCUUUCAGAGUAAUAUUCUAACUGCAAUGCACCAAAAACGCAACCCCUUUAUGAUUUCCACCAAAUGCGUUAGAACCGGGCCAUUUCUCUAAAACCUUUUACUCAGCCUCGAAUUCUGAUAGGAGUUUAAAACGAUUCGAUAGCUUCGUUGUGGUAGCGAUCACUGGUUCCUGGUUCUUGGUCUUGAUGCUGAAGUGAAAUAAAAAAAUGUAAGUUGUAAAAAAAACAAAUCAUAUAAACCCCAAAAAACACUUUAGCUCUUAGUGCAUUUAGUCAUGUUAGUGAAGCGUGUGUGUAUGUGUUUUUGCGCAGACGAUGUUGGAACAAUAUCCUUAAAGUGGUGUCCAUAUCUUGCCGGUAUUGCUUGGUUUGCCUUCGUAAAUCAAUUGCAUUUUGGGGUUUUUAGAGCCGGUUUGAUGUUUUGUUCGCGUGCAGAUGAAUUAGCAAAGGUUAGGAGAUUUAUUCCGUUUUGCUAGAGAACCGUUCAUUUGAUACCUGAUAUUAACUUUGGUUAGCAGAAUAAUGUUAAAGUGUAUGCGCGUAAAGUGAACAGCUUGAAUAUAUGCAACAAAAAAGACGAGAAUAAGCUGAAUGAGCAACUGAACCGUAUCGACACUAGGCGCUCUGUACAUUUGCGAUGGAAAAAGGGGAGAAGAAAAAAAAGGGGAAUACACAGCUUACAGGGCCGGACAUUUGUGCAAUUUCUCGCAACCUCAAACGCUCCUUAUAACCCUAUCGAAUUAAAAGAAGAAAUGUACGCAUUACACAAAAUCUCAAAACAAUUAUACAUAAAUAUAGGCAUACAUAAAGCUAUAUAUAAAUACAUUACCUACAAAAAAAAAACUCGUAUUCGCAAUUACACCUUGUGACCUGUUGAACGCGCAACAACAAACAAACAAACAAACAAAAACCAGAAAUCACACAGAUGCAAACAUACACACACACACACUUAUCCGUUCUUUUGUUCUUCUUCGUGGUAGCAGAUCCUUGCUAUGUUUAGUACAGUUAGUUCAAAUAUUGCGCGAUGUGCGAUCGUAGAAAGAGUGCACACAGAACCGAAGAAAGUAAAGGAAAAUGCAACGCAAAACCAACCAAAAAAAAAAAACAAACAGAUUGUGUCAUUGUGCCCCCCAUUAUGUACAUCCAUGUAGCAAUAAUAAUAAGUAGAUAAUGUGUUUUUUGCGAAAUACUCCAAACGGUUAAUCGCGCCUUGUUCAUCCGUAAGUCCCGUUUCUCUAAACGUUUGGGAAAGUGAAGUAAGGUAAUGGAAAAUAUUGAACCAAACAACAACAAAAAAAAGAAGAAAGCAAACAAAAAAAAAACACAACCAUUUUUGCAUAUGUUUCGGUUUUUGUUUUACGCGAUUGUAAGCAAUUAUGUAGAAGCUAAACAUAUAGAAAAAGAAAAACACAUCAUACCCCCCUCCCCCCCCCCGUACCCGUUAAUUAAUGCCCAUGGUGUAUAAGCAUGAUUACAAAAGCAAUUGGCAAUGGAGCAAAACAAAAACUCAAGAAAUAAGGCCAACUGUAACUGUUACAGGAUUGCAUUUGUCGUAUGUUACGUGCAUACAGGUUGCACGCACCAUUUCUAACGGAGUUUUAGUCAAAAGAAAUCAGUUAAGUUUAAUGUCCUGUGUUGACUAUUCCUCAUAAUUGCGAUUAUGGUUGUACUUAAUUCUAUCAGUCAAAUAAAUCUAUGAAGAAUGCUAAACGGA